Molecule: messenger RNA, 953 nt
Organism: Gastrolobium bilobum
Lineage: Eukaryota; Viridiplantae; Streptophyta; Magnoliopsida; Fabales; Fabaceae
Product: ribonuclease 3-like
Exons: 4
Coding region: 156-836 (226 amino acids)
Biological process (GO): RNA catabolic process
Cellular component (GO): extracellular region
Molecular function (GO): ribonuclease T2 activity; RNA binding
Source: RefSeq, a predicted model, not a curated record
UCAUAGUUUGCCUAUUCUUACCUUAUAUGUACCCACCAAUAGGUACAGCAUUUCAGAGCCACAUCAUUGCAUUAUAAUCAUUUGCUUGUGAUUUGUGAAGUGCCAGCAUCUCAAACCAUUGAAAGACACAGAGAGAGAGGAGGCAUAUAUCAAAGAUGAAACCAAAGUUUUCCUUGUUGUCCAAGCUUUUGAUACUGCAGUACCUUUCAGUUCUGUGUUAUUCUCAGGAGUUCGAUUUCUUCUACUUUGUUCAGCAGUGGCCAGGAGCAUACUGUGACACGAAGCAUAGCUGCUGUUACCCGAAGACAGGAAGACCUUCAGCAGAUUUCGGCAUUCAUGGACUCUGGCCUAAUUACAAUGAUGGCUCGUAUCCCUCAAACUGUGAUCCUGACAGUGUCUUUGAUAAAUCUCAGGUUUCAGAUCUCAUUAGCAACAUGGAAAAGAAUUGGCCGUCCCUAAGCUGCCCAAGUAGCAAUGGCCUGAGGUUCUGGUCCCACGAAUGGGAGAAACAUGGCACCUGUGCAGAAUCUGAGCUUGAUCAGCGUGAGUACUUUGAAACAGCUCUCAAUUUGAAGCAGAAAGUGAACCUCUUGAGCAUCCUCAAGAAUGCAGAUAUUGAACCAGAUGAUGGGUUUUACAGCUUAAAUAGUAUCACAGAGGCUAUAAAAGAGGGUGUUGGGUUUACCCCAGGGAUUGAAUGCAACAAGGAUUCAGCCAAUAACAGCCAACUUUACCAAGUUUACUUGUGUGUUGACACCUCUGGUGUAAAUCUCAUUGAGUGUCCUAUACUUCCAAGUAGCAAAUGUGGUUCUGAAAUCCAAUUCCCCAAGUUUUAAGAGCAUGUAGUAGACAUAUUUUAAUUUGUUGUUUACUAGUCAUUACUUUCAAAUUACACAGUAAUUAUGUCGUCACCUUCCUUUCUAUGUGCCUUCAUUCUUCUGAAAAUAAAAGUC